Molecule: messenger RNA, 2200 nt
Organism: Orbicella faveolata
Lineage: Eukaryota; Metazoa; Cnidaria; Anthozoa; Scleractinia; Merulinidae
Product: glutaryl-CoA dehydrogenase, mitochondrial-like
Biological process (GO): fatty-acyl-CoA biosynthetic process; fatty acid beta-oxidation using acyl-CoA dehydrogenase
Cellular component (GO): mitochondrial inner membrane
Molecular function (GO): fatty-acyl-CoA binding; flavin adenine dinucleotide binding; glutaryl-CoA dehydrogenase activity
Source: RefSeq, a predicted model, not a curated record
ACAAACCGCUGGUCUAGUCUAUAAAGUCAGUAAUUUUCAUCAACUUGCAUCAUUUUGUGAGGCAGAAAUUUGGCAAACAACUGUUUGAAAUGGCCCUUCAACGUACUCUUCGACGUAUGGUAUCUCCGGCAAAUAAUAUGCUUCUUUUCUGUCGUGCUCAAAGUACAGGAAGUGCCGCGAUCGCGAAAGAAGCAAGCAGGGAGAAGAAAAAAGAAAACUUCGUUCGAUUUAACUGGCAAGAUCCUCUCAGCUUGGAGAGUUGUCUGACCAAUGAAGAAAUCAUGGUCAGGGAUCAGUUUAGAGAUUACUGCCAAGAAAAGCUCAUGUCUAGGGUUUUGAUGGCAAACAGACAUGAAGUCUUUGAUCAGGAGAUUAUGACUGAGAUGGGAUCUCUUGGAGUUCUUGGUUGCACAAUUCAAGGUUAUGGAUGUGCAGGUGUCUCAUCAGUAGCUUAUGGACUUAUCGCAAGAGAAUGUGAAAGGGUGGACAGCAGUUAUCGGUCAGCUAUGAGUGUCCAGUCAUCUUUAGUGAUGCACCCAAUCAAUACUUUUGGAAGUGAGGAACAGAAAGAGAAAUAUCUGCCAAAGCUUGCACAAGGCAAGCUGAUUGGCUGCUUUGGGUUGACUGAACCCAAUCAUGGCAGUGACCCAGGUGGAAUGGAAACAAGAGCCAAGCACAAUCCAGCUGGAAACAGUUUUAUUCUAAAUGGAAAUAAGAGCUGGAUCACAAACUCCCCAAUAGCUGAUGUGUUUAUUGUUUGGGCAAACUGUGAAGACAAAAGGAUUAGAGGUUUUAUCUUGGAGAAGGGAAUGAAGGGACUCUCUGCUCCUAAGAUUGAAGGGAAAUUUUCUUUGAGGGCUUCAACUACAGGCCAAAUUGUCAUGGAGGAUGUUGAGGUUCCAGAGGAAAACCUUCUGCCAAAUAUUGAUGGACUGGAGGGACCCUUCAGUUGCCUAAAUAAUGCUAGGUAUGGCAUUGCUUGGGGAGCUCUUGGUGCUGCAGAGUUUUGUCUUGCUACUGCCAGACAGUACACCUUAGACAGGAUCCAGUUUAAGAGACCACUAGCAGCCAAUCAACUAAUGCAGAAGAAAAUGGCUGACAUGGCAACUGAGAUUGGCAUUGGUCUUCAAAGUUGUCUCCAUGUUGGACGACUCAAAGAUGAGGGAAGAUACUGUCCAGAAAUGAUAUCUAUGAUCAAACGCAAUUCUUGUGGAAAAGCACUGGACAUCGCACGAAUGGCUAGAGAUAUGCUUGGAGGAAACGGAAUCUCAGAUGAGUAUCACGUGAUUCGUCAUGUGAUGAACUUGGAAGCAGUCAACACUUAUGAAGGAACUCAUGACAUCCACGCACUCAUUCUUGGAAGAGCGAUCACUGGACUGCAGGCUUUCACCGGCCGAUAAACAUAACAAUGAUGAUGAACAGUUUUUACAUGGAACAUUCAGCAAAGCACAGUACCAAUACCUGUAACUUAUCUUCUUCACGAAUUAACAAUCUCAGUUGUUUAACUGUGUUUCAGUCCUGUCGACUUCAUGGCUAGAGGGUUCUUGCCGUUCGUGCGAGUUCGGAAGAUUUCCACGUGGUACAGUCGGAACAGUCUCGGAAACAAGUGCCGUUUUCGGUAAAUCUUCGCCCUGGUGAAUUUACGAUUGGUUUAUAUAAACCAUUUAGAAAGUGGCAGAUGGUUUUCCGAGAGUUCUUACGUUUACGGCAGCUUGUUUUGUCAAUACGGUGGACAUCUUACAAUUUCUCCGUGCUUUUGCUGUGUAUGAUUAUUAACAUUCAGACAAUCGCUAAGACUUCUCCGGCAGAAAAAAAAGCCGAUUGUGUUAAAGUUUGCUCGAAAAAGAUGAUUUCAAAAGAACUUCUCCUCAGUGUCUUUUACGCGAUUCUCUAAGUUAUAAAUUAACAAUAAGUCAUUGUCUUCUGUUUGACUUAUUUUCUUAUCGAAGUAAAAGUUUAUUUGGUGUUUAUUAUAUUUCUACGCGUUCAGGUUUCUACGUAUUCCACAUCAAAGUUUUCGUCUUAUAAAGGGACCGAAAAAAAGAAUGUAACUUAUAUAAUGAUUAUGGUAUAGGAACUUACCGAGUUGUUUGUGGUAGACGAGAGCACAAAGUGUAUUACGAAACUUUCAGAAAACUGAAAAGAAAAAUGUGAAAAUGAACUGAAAGUUGGUAAAUAAAGACAAGGUCUGAGUGGUUAC